Molecule: messenger RNA, 1272 nt
Organism: Prunus armeniaca (apricot)
Lineage: Eukaryota; Viridiplantae; Streptophyta; Magnoliopsida; Rosales; Rosaceae
Source: the annotation of a GenBank genome assembly
AUGAGAGCUCCCUCACCCAAGUGUGAGAAACCAAACCAGAAAGACAAAACUGAAGAUAACAAGCUACAUCAUAUUCAAGACUACCAACCACCAAAGAAGCAUGAAGUUCACCUAGACUUUAUGACUCUGAAAGUUUAUCCUGACUCUUUGACUUUUGACAAUAUGCUCAGAGAUAUUUAUCAAGGCCAACCACCUAACAGGGAAACAUUAAUGGAGAUCUUCCAAAUUUACAUUCUCUCGAGUCUAAAGAUGUUUGGUUGGCACAGUGCUUGGACCAAUUACUGCAAUCAGGAGAACGACCAUUGUAUCUUCCCUUGGAGGCCCCAUAGACUGAAGUCUGCCUCCCAGCCUCAAACAAACCUCAGGAAGCAAAUUUUGGCAGUCUGCUACUCUGUUACUUUACUCACUUUGUACAUUCCAGAAACCAACUUCCGUAAUCCAUCUCAGUGGGCCAAAAUGGACAACGCAAAGACUGAGGAUUUGGUGAUCAAGCUUGAGGAAUCUUUGGGCUUUUCAAGUUUGGAAAGUGGUCCAAAACUGAUUGGGGCAAUCAUUGCCGACAAGCGGUGGCCAAGCAACUUGGCAAUUGAGGAGGCUCCUACACACAUGGUGGCGUACUGGAUUCAAGCUCAUGGGAUUCCUCUGAACCUUAUGUCAACAGGAAAUGCAAUGGAGAUUGGAGAGAAGCUUGGAACUGUUCUGGAGGUGGAGGACCCAUGGAACAAAGGCCCAAGAGGCUUCCUGAGAAUACAUACAUUGAUUGACACCACAAACCCCUUGGCUGUGGGCUUUUGGCUUCCGAGACCGGAAGGACUAGAUACGUGGGCAAAGCUAAAGUAUGAAAAGUUGUCUAAUUUCUGCUUUGAUUGUGGUAGGCUGGGUCAUACAAAAAAUGGAUGCAAGUUCAAUAUGGACAAGAAUGAGGAUGGUGAGUCUGCUGCUUUUGGGGAUUGGAUGAAAGCUCGUGCCGUUCAUGAAAGACGUAACCAGGUCAGCCUCAAUGUUCCUAUAGGUGUUCGCCGCCGAGCAGGGCAGAUAUGUGUGAUGAACUCAGGCACUAGAGCGGCGCGUGUGGCCCAGAGAAGUGGAGAAAAUGAGAUUGUUGCAGGGAACAACAACGGGUCUUGGCACACUGACCAAAGCACACCUAGAGCCGAACAAUGGUCACAAUCAGAAGGAACAAAGAGUUUAAUGUUAGGAAGGCAAACGACUAGUUCCCCUCUUAGUUACAAGACAGAUGGGAACAUGCAAAAAAGAGAUGGGAAUGGAUAG